AUGAGGCUUGUGAAUAUCCGCAUAGGCCUGAUCUCGGCGGCCACUUUAUUAGUGUCGUUGAUGGCCACUGCAUCAGCACAGACGUGCGCUCUCCCAUCGACCUAUCGCUGGACAUCAAGCGGAGCGUUGGCAAGCCCAAAGUCAGGAUGGGCAUCACUCAAGGACUUUACCAGCAUUGUGUACAACGGGAAGCAUAUCGUGUACGCAACUUUUCAUGACACCGGGUCUACAUGGGGCUCUCUCGGCUUUAGCGCCUUCACCAACUGGGCUGAUAUGGCCUCGGCGAGCCAGACCCAGAUGACAACGAGCACGGUCGCGCCCACCAUCUUCUAUUUCGCACCGAAGAGCGUCUGGGUGCUUGCCUACCAAUGGGGUCCGACUACGUUCAGUUACCGCACUUCAAGUGAUCCUACCAAUGUGAAUGGGUGGUCCGCAGCGCAGUCAUUGUUUACGGGAACCAUUUCCGGGAGCAGCACCGGCGCUAUCGACCAGACUCUUAUUGGCGAUAGCACGAAUAUGUAUCUAUUCUUCGCAGGAGACAACGGCAAGAUAUACCGAGCUAGCAUGCCUAUCGGGAAUUUCCCAGGCAACUUCGGCACAGCCUCCACAGUAGUCUUGAGCGAUACGACCAAUAACUUGUUCGAGGCAGUCCAGGUCUACACCGUCUCCGGCCAGAACAAGUACCUCAUGAUCGUAGAGGCGAUCGGGGCCAACGGCCGAUACUUCCGCUCGUUCACGGCCACCAGCCUCGGCGGGUCAUGGACCGCGCAGGCGGCGACCGAGAGUGCGCCCUUCGCCGGCAAGGCCAACAGCGGCGCCACUUGGACCAACGACAUUAGUCACGGCGAUCUGGUUCGCAGCAACCCGGACCAGACCAUGACUGUCAACCCGUGCAACUUGCAGCUGCUCUACCAGGGACGAAGCCCCUCUUCCAGCGGCGACUACGGUCUGCUACCUUACCGGCCGGGUUUGCUGACGCUGCAGCUGUAA
Molecule: messenger RNA, 990 nt
Organism: Truncatella angustata
Lineage: Eukaryota; Fungi; Ascomycota; Sordariomycetes; Amphisphaeriales; Sporocadaceae
Product: glycoside hydrolase family 62 protein
Exons: 1
Coding region: 1-990 (329 amino acids)
Biological process (GO): L-arabinose metabolic process
Molecular function (GO): alpha-L-arabinofuranosidase activity
Source: RefSeq, a predicted model, not a curated record